AUGUCUCGUCUUACUCUCAUAGUCGCCGCGACCAAAAAUAAUGGUAUUGGACAGGAAUCUCGCUUGCCCUGGCGUUUGGCAAAAGAGAUGAGGUAUUUCGCAAAAGUCACUUCAUAUGCACCAGAAGGCAAGAAAAACGCCGUGGUAAUGGGAAGGAACACAUGGGAGAGUAUUCCAAGCAAAUUCAGGCCGCUCUCAAACAGAAUAAACGUCGUGAUUAGUCAACAAAAGGAUUACAGUCUCGGAACUCCCGGAAACGACACACAGUGCACUAUUCACCAGAGCUACGAGGAAGCUCUUCAGCGUCUACAGGACGUCCGAAACAUACACAGGUCUUUCAUCAUAGGAGGGGCAGCUGUAUAUGCUGAAUCAUUGAAGCUUCCUCCAACUGCUUCGCUUGGAUUCGUGAACCGAGUUCUGCUCACGCAAAUCAUACACCCGGCCUUCGACGAAUGCGACGUGUUCAUGCCGGAUUUUCUUGCUGGUAAUGAGUGGACAAAGGCAACCCACCAGGGUUUGUGUGAGUGGGUCGGAUUUGACGUUCCUGAGGGUGUGCAGGAAGAGAACGGUGUUCAGUACGAAUUCCAACUCUGGUCUCGAGAACCGUUACAGGCAUGA
Molecule: messenger RNA, 618 nt
Organism: Marasmius oreades (fairy-ring Marasmius)
Lineage: Eukaryota; Fungi; Basidiomycota; Agaricomycetes; Agaricales; Marasmiaceae
Exons: 2
Coding region: 1-618 (205 amino acids)
Biological process (GO): dihydrofolate metabolic process; glycine biosynthetic process; tetrahydrofolate biosynthetic process
Cellular component (GO): mitochondrion
Molecular function (GO): NADP binding; dihydrofolate reductase activity
Source: RefSeq, a predicted model, not a curated record